AUGGGAGUAGCCUUCCGCACCCUCCAUGCUCCAGUCCUCCUUGUCGCUACCUGUCUCACCUUCGGUGGCAGGAUACCCUUUUGGAAUCCCCAUGUCGCCAUUCUUGAAUUCGGGCUCCCUGAGCGCAUUGCCACCUCAGAGCCCACUCAUGCCAGCUUCGUAAUCAGCAGGGCGCGAGUUUCGGCACUUGAAAUGGCAAUCUGGGUCUUUAAUCUUCAAGGCAAGCUGGCGGCAGUGGACACGAUCCUUGGCACUGCUCCUCUAUGUCGGCGGCGCCGAUGCCUACGUUUGCUGGCAAGAAGGUGCGCCUAUGAGCGCAAUCUUCAGAGCGGUUUCUGGCAUUGUUAUCGGAGGCUGGGGAAUGCUGGGCUUGACUGCACGGCAGACUUGAUGCUAUUGAAAGGCCCAUGGGAAGGGCGAAUCGCCACAGGAGGAGUAUUCUCCUCGGUGAAUAAACUCAUUGCUGCUGCGUUUCCAGGCUUCCUAGCAUUUCAACUCGACGUGCGUCAUCAUAAUCUGCAGUACCACAGAACAUUCUUCAAAACGCCAUUUGCCGUCGAUGAGAGACCUUGUCCGCACAACAUCCCAGCCGAUACACUUGCCUAUUGA
Cladophialophora bantiana CBS 173.52 is the source of this 609-nucleotide messenger RNA. RefSeq lists its product as uncharacterized. The transcript has a single exon. The record is from RefSeq and is a predicted model, not a curated record. Lineage: Eukaryota; Fungi; Ascomycota; Eurotiomycetes; Chaetothyriales; Herpotrichiellaceae. Bases 1 to 609 code for a protein of 202 amino acids.